AUGACAGAUAAUCACCCCUUCGGAAGUGGGAUGUUUUAAGGACAAGCCAAAUUUGUGGAUUAUGCACACAUGAAUUAACAAGAGGUGUAAGUGAACACUCUCGAUGAGCCUGUGUUGGACACUCUAGUAAUAAUGGUUUUAAUGUAAAGUUGAGAGACAUCAAUAUGAUCCUGUAUAAAUUGUCCUAUGUGAUCAUUCCCAGAAUGAAGGAGACCCAAGGAAGAAAGCUGAGAAAUUGUAAGACUAUCGAUUACAUUACAUCUAGGGGAUUUAUGGGGACCACUGCUCCUAUCAUUGUUAUUGGCAAUGUACACACAAUAUUGAUUAUCAAUUAGGACACUGGGCAUCAAUUCGAAUCAAUCAUGUAUUGAUUGACUUAAUUAUUAGCCGACACUAUCUUUGGCACAAUCUUUAUCAUAAUGUGGGGAGGGUCUGCUGUGAUAACGUAAAUUUAAGUUUGAAAUUAGAGUAAAUGCAAAAUUGUUAGGUGGAUAAGUAUCGUUUUUUUAGAGUGUUUGCGUCCUUGGUUAUUGUGUAUUUCCAAUCAAUGUGGCUGCUGUUGUGAUAACUUUCCUUUAAUCUUAUUUUGGAUUUUUCUUAAGAUUGGUAAUUGUUGGAGUUGCAUUUCUGUGGUCAACAUUUUGUGAGUUUAUUGACACUAUUGAAUAGCUUCGCUGUCUUUUAUGAGCAGUAUGAUGAACGAGGAGAAGAAGGUCAUUUCUGUGUACCCAAUAUUUCUGUUCUACAUGUUCCUUUCAUGGUUUUGCAUCUUCAUUUGAUUUAUAUAGAGUAUCAGGA
Paramecium octaurelia is the source of this 798-nucleotide messenger RNA. Lineage: Eukaryota; Ciliophora; Oligohymenophorea; Peniculida; Parameciidae. The record is from the annotation of a GenBank genome assembly.